This is a messenger RNA of Oncorhynchus keta (chum salmon), 1850 nucleotides long. Its product is annotated as alkaline phosphatase, germ cell type-like. Gene Ontology annotation, cellular component: plasma membrane. The coding region runs from base 1008 to 1652 and encodes 214 amino acids. Lineage: Eukaryota; Metazoa; Chordata; Actinopteri; Salmoniformes; Salmonidae. The transcript has 6 exons. Gene Ontology annotation, biological process: dephosphorylation. The record is from RefSeq and is a predicted model, not a curated record. Gene Ontology annotation, molecular function: alkaline phosphatase activity.
CCCCAUGAGUCUACUGGGUUAUUAAUAAUCUACUCAUUUAUCAUCCCAUUUAUGAUCUGUGUGUUUGUUCCCGACUGUAUUGGCAGAUCCAAGGUCAGUGUUUAUAGUGUGUUUAGUGUAAGCUCUGUUCCCACACGUUCCCUGUUAGUGUGCCUUUGAUCAACUGCUACAGUCUGUUCAUCAAUAAAGUCAUAAAUAAAAGCAAUAAUUCAGAGCUGUUGUCUGUCACCACUGGUGUUGGUUGUCUGUCACCACUGGUGUUGGUUGUCUGUCACCACUGGUGUUGGUUGUCUGUCACCACUGGUGUUGGUUGUCUGUCACCACUGGUGUUGGUUGUCUGUCACCACUGGUGUUGGUUGUCUGUCACCACUGGUGUUGGUUGUCUGUCACCACUGGUGUUGGUUGUCUGUCACCACUGGUGUUGGUUGUUAGUCGCUACAUUGGAUAUCUUCUCGUUCGGUGGGUCUAUUGUUGAAGCUGUUAACCACUGGUUGGCCAGAAUCAGUGGGGAGAUCCCAAAGAUACUAAAUGGUGUGUGGCCUAUGGUCAGUAUCAGUCAGUUUAUGACCUGCCAUUACAAAUGACUGGCGGUAAGGGAGGGCUGGAAGAACUGUCUUCUCUUUAGACAUCAUCAUGGAAACUGUCCACCGUGGCCCUGUGUCUGCUGGGAGUUUUGGGUUCAACCACAGCCAAAGAACAUAUCUCCUCACUCCACCCCCAGUCUUUCUCACCCGAUCUCGCUCUUCUCCUACUCUUCCCUCUGAUCUCCUCUUACUUGUCUUAAACUCUUCUUUCACUCCUCUGUUCAUCCUCCUCUCUCACCUUGCUACACAAGUUCUUCUGAAUCUGCCAAAUCAACGAAGUAGGAAACAACUAUCUGCGGUCCUAAUGGAACAGGACGGACUUUGACGCUGUGGACCCUGACACCACCUUAUGGCCCUGUGACCUGCACUUUUACGUGGAGAGAGACCCCACCAUGGACCCGUCCAUUGCUGAGACCACAGGAAAUGCCAUCCGCAUCCUCAACAAAAAACCCAAGCGAUUCUUCCUCCUGGUGCAAGGGCCACCAUGCCAGCAGAGGCUUGCACGAGACGGUUGCCUUUGACAACGACGUCGCCAAGGGCCUGGAGCUGACCAAUGAGGAGGAAACUCUCACCCUGUUGACAGCUGGCCACUCCCACGCCUUCACCUUCAAUGGAUACCCCUUCAGAGGCCAAAGCAUUCUGGGGAAAUCUCCUCUGUAUGGGAAGGAUAUGCUGCCUCACACAACCGUGAUGUACGGAAACGGCCCUGGAUACAAAGUCGUAGACAACAAGCGCCCUGACAGCCAUAAAGUGGACACAAAGUGGAAGGACUACAUGCAGCUGUCUGCAGUUCCCCGGGACACUGAGACCCAUGGUGGGGAGGACGUGGUGGUACUGGCCCGCGUCCCCAUGGCCCACCUCUUCCACUGGGUCCAGGAGCAAAGUUACCUGGCCCAUGCCAUGGCUUACACUGGCUGUGUGAGAUGGGACCUCAGGCACUGUGAAGGCAGACCUCAACACACCAACAGGAUCCUCAUCACUACUACUGCUGAUGAUAGGAACAGUGCACCAUCCCAGGUACCCUCCAUCUCUCUCGGUACUGCCCUACUGGCUGCACUGCUGCAAUGAGAGACUGGUGGAGGUGGAGAAGUGGGAGGGAGAGUAAGAGAAUGAAAGUAGAAUAAAUUAGAUCCAUCUGUUUUGCUACUCAUCUUAAACAAAUACAUGUGCUCUUUAACAAUAUGAAUUUGUCAAAUGAUUGUAAAUUAUGAGAAUACUCACAUUUGUAUAUGUUUAUUUAAAUAAAUAAUAUAUUUGCUGCUAAUA